Molecule: messenger RNA, 842 nt
Organism: Pyrus x bretschneideri (Chinese white pear)
Lineage: Eukaryota; Viridiplantae; Streptophyta; Magnoliopsida; Rosales; Rosaceae
Exons: 2
Coding region: 203-559 (118 amino acids)
Molecular function (GO): calcium ion binding
Source: RefSeq, a predicted model, not a curated record
ACCCCAAACUACUGGUGUCGCUCAAUGUCUCCGUCGUCUUCUGAUUUUCCUCCGAAUCGGAGAAGAAAGGCAACCAAAUCCUGGUCCUCCAAAUUCGUGGUUUUCUGAUUCUUCCUGGCGCUGCUUACGCGUACUGCAGCCUGAGCGCGUGGUGCCCUCGAUUGAUUCCGUGGUCUGAUCUUCCACAAAUCGCAAUCUGACGAUGGCAAUGGCAUCGCCGCAGAACCAAUCGGCGAAUUUGGAUCUCUUCCAUGCAUAUUUGCGAUGGGCCGAUUUGGACCGCGAUGGCCGGAUUAGUGGCAAUGAAGUUGUCGCUUUCUUCCAGGGCUCUGGUCACCCAAACAGGUCCUUGCGCAGUUUCUUAUUUUUCACUUUAAAAGGCUUUCAACAACAGCAACUGAUGCCUGGUCCUGGUGCUCGGCACAUGGCACGCCCAGCUGGAGGAAGGUCACCGAAGACAGUUGCUCCUUCUCAUGCUGAGGAAAAGCAGAGGAGGUUAACCCAGAGUAACAGAAUUGGAGAAACAUCUUGUAGAUCAACUGAGUACAGAGGAGGUUAACUCACUGAACUCAAAGUUCAAAGAAGCAACUGAAGCUGAUAAAAAGGUACUUAGAACUUUAAUGUUUCCCCAAUUUUCUCAUCUUGAGCAACAAAGUUAUGUGUGCAUGUUACUUCCUGUUAAGUAUCAAAUCAUAACAAAUAUCCCAGAGAUUUAGGGAAAGAAAUCUUGGAUGCUAGAGAGAAAAUUGAAUAGUUCCGGGUCAAAAUGCAGUUUAGCCAUCAAACUUGUAAUGUAUCUUUUGUAUUUCAUUUCUUUGUGUAUGCAGCUUGCUUUUUCUUCA